UGAAUAUUUGUGUGGUUUUGCGCAGAGUCCUGAUGGUGAUAUAAUAGACUGUGUCGUGUCUCAUCAGCAACCAGCUUUUGAUCAUCCUUUUCUCAAAGGACAGAAACCAUUGGAUCCUCCAGAAAGACCAAAAACCAGUCAUUACCAAAUGGGUUCGUUGAGUGAUGAGAAUUUUCAGACAUGGACUUUGUCUGGAGAAUCAUGUCCUGAAGGAACAAUCCCAAUCAGAAGAACAAGAGAAGAAGACAUGUUAAGAGCCAGCUCGGUUCGCAGAUUUGGAAGAAAAAUCAGAGGCCGUGUGAGGAGGGACUCAAAUAGUAAUGGCCAUGAGCAUGCAGUUGGAUUUGUGAGUGGUGAUAAGUAUUACGGAGCAAAAGCAAGCAUAAACGUGUGGGCUCCACGUGUGACGAAUCAAUAUGAAUUCAGUUUGUCUCAAAUUUGGGUCAUUUCUGGUUCAUUUGGGCAAGAUCUCAACACCAUUGAAGCUGGCUGGCAGGUCAGCCCUGAGCUAUAUGGCGACAGCUACCCCAGAUUCUUUACUUAUUGGACUAGUGAUGCUUAUCAAGCAACUGGGUGUUACAAUUUAUUGUGCUCUGGCUUUGUUCAAACUAACAAUAGAAUUGCAAUUGGGGCUGCCAUUUCACCUACUUCUUCUUACAAGGGCGGACAAUUUGAUAUUAGCUUGCUUAUUUGGAAGGAUCCGAAGCACGGGAAUUGGUGGUUGGAAUUCGGGUCGGGCAUCCUAGUCGGGUACUGGCCGGCGAUGCUGUUCACGCACCUGAGGCAACAUGCAAGCAUGGUUCAAUUCGGAGGAGAAAUAGUGAACUCGAGAGAGUCGGGUACCCACACAAUGACCCAAAUGGGAAGCGGGCAUUUUGCGGAAGAAGGAUUCGGAAGAGCCUCUUACUUUCGAAACUUGCAAGUCGUUGAUUGGGACAAUAACUUGAUUCCUUUGUCCAAUCUUCGGGUCCUUGCGGACCACCCGAAUUGCUAUGAUAUCCAAGGCGGUGUUAAUCGUGUGUGGGGCAACUAUUUUUACUACGGUGGACCCGGCAGAAACGUCAAGUGUCCCUGAUUAGUGAUAAAUUGCAAACCCCCCGAGGGGGGAAUUUAUUUUUGGGCAUUCUUGGGCAAGCUUCUCAGGCUGAUUAUUUAAUAAUAUUAAUUCUUGUUAUAUUAGUAUUUUUUUUUUAGGAUUUUGCAUUUUGACUAACCAGUCAUCCAUUGCUUAUAGACACUUGUGUAAAUCUCAAACAAGUUGAAUACUAAAUAUAAUAUCCUCAUUUGUAUCUUUGUUAUA
Messenger RNA from Prosopis cineraria, 1300 nucleotides. RefSeq lists its product as uncharacterized. The transcript is spliced from 6 exons. Bases 149 to 1075 code for a protein of 308 amino acids. NCBI's taxonomy places the organism in Eukaryota, Viridiplantae, Streptophyta, Magnoliopsida, Fabales, Fabaceae. The record is from RefSeq and is a predicted model, not a curated record.